Racocetra persica is the source of this 260-nucleotide messenger RNA. The record is from the annotation of a GenBank genome assembly. Lineage: Eukaryota; Fungi; Glomeromycota; Glomeromycetes; Diversisporales; Gigasporaceae.
AUGAGUGAUAUUGAAUCCGAGUCAUCUAAUGACUACAAAAAACGGGUUCGAGAAAUAAAUUCCACUGUUCCUCUAAAAAAAAAGAAAACUACUAAUACAAACAUUUAUAUUAGUCAAAUUGAUAAUAAAGAAUUAUUUAUUCCAACCGUUUCACCAGUAACAACAAAGUCAAAAACAUAUAAUUCAGUUGAAUGGAAAACUUUAAAUCAAUCACUGCUAAAUACAAAAGACAAAAUAAAAUUAACCAAGACUGGGCAGAA